UAUUCAGCUUUUAAUAAUAUCUCUGCUGUUGCUCUGUUAUAGUAUUUGUUGACACUCCAUUAAUUCAGGUUGGGAGUGUCUAUUUAGGACAGAGACCAGACGAGAAAACCUCGAAGAGUUCUGUAAUCAAGAGAGUCCCCAAUCUAUCAGUGGUUUCCAAGGGUUUUUCAGUUCUUGGCUGGCAGGAAUUAAAUUACACAAGGUACGGAUGCAACCAGGCUUGGAUGAGAUCACAAUGACGGCGUGGAAGAAUCUGAAACAACGGCUCUCAUUCAAGGGCCUGGGUGGUUGCUGCGGGAGCACAAGCUGGAUUUCCAGAAGUACCACCCAAACCAUGCCCUUUAUCGAUAUAGAGGAAGAAGAAGAGGAAGAGCCCAUCAUGCAAAACCAAGCUCAAAGAGGAGGAGCAGCAGCAGCAGCAGCGCCAGGUGCUGGGAUGAAUCUGGCAAUGGCAUUAGCUGCUGAGCGCAAUUUAGGGGAUUCAAAUGUCAAGACAUUGAUGAGUUUGAUCGAAGAAACGGACGGUGUUGAUUGGAGGAAGAAGAAUAACAGUAAUGAUAAAAGUAGGAGGGACAAGGAACAGGAACAGAAGCAGGAAGAAGAGAAGGAUUGGGUAUGCUGCGUUUGCAUGGAGAGAAAUAAAGGCGCGGCUUUUAUUCCAUGUGGACACACCUUUUGUAGGGUUUGUUCAAGAGAAAUGUGGGUUAAUCGAGGGUGCUGUCCUAUCUGCAACCGUUCCAUUCUCGACAUCCUUGAUAUCUUCUAGUAAUCAGCAGAGGCAGAGAAGAUUCUUUCAAUGUCUUGUCUUCGAGUUCAAACCCAGGUUUGAGCUCCAUCAUUUACUGCAUUCAUUUAAGGAAGUGUUCUAAGCUUUAAGUUCGAUACAUGAUUCUGGAUAACGUACGAAAAACAUGUUUCUUGCCUGGUACAGGUUCAGAAUAUAUAUUUAGUAGAUUGUUUCUUUCCAA
This is a messenger RNA of Populus nigra (black poplar), 968 nucleotides long. RefSeq lists its product as uncharacterized. The coding region runs from base 209 to 766 and encodes 185 amino acids. The transcript is spliced from 2 exons. The record is from RefSeq and is a predicted model, not a curated record. Lineage: Eukaryota; Viridiplantae; Streptophyta; Magnoliopsida; Malpighiales; Salicaceae.